This is a messenger RNA of Saccostrea echinata, 880 nucleotides long. Its product is annotated as protein shisa-5-like. The record is from RefSeq and is a predicted model, not a curated record. NCBI's taxonomy places the organism in Eukaryota, Metazoa, Mollusca, Bivalvia, Ostreida, Ostreidae. The coding region runs from base 51 to 506 and encodes 151 amino acids. The transcript has 4 exons.
GCAUAAAAUAUCUAGGUUGGUGCAGAUUACAGUCACAUUUAGACGGAGACAUGAAGUUGAACAUGCAAUAUUUUGGGAUUUUGGUUGUUGCGGUUAUUUGUUUAUUUGGACAGGGAGAAUGUGGAGAAUGCUGUAGAAUCCGUAAUCCAUUGACGAGCGACACAGAUGAGAAGUGGUGUAGCGAUUUCUGCUGUGUCACCCUACAGACUACAUACUGCUGCAGUGAACAAGCCUUGCAGGCCCCUACUGAGGACCGACUUCCUUUUUGUGGUGCCUGGUUCAGUGCCUAUGUGUGGGUCCCUAUUGUGGUAUCUAUUGGGAUUGUGGUGCUGUGUGUUGGCUGUUGUGUCUGCUGCUGCAGAGCAUGCUGUGGUAGACAACGUGAUACCGUCAUCGUCCAAGGAAUGCCAACAGGUGGUACCACAGUAGUUGCCCAACAACAGACAGCAAUGAUGAGUCCAGUAUCAACACCAUCACCUUAUAACGCAGGAUAUAACCAGCCCUGAUCCAAGCCCUGCAGAAAUGGAGUGCAGGCUGUGUAGCAUAUCAUUUUUUUUGGUCUCAGCUGACAGCAGAAGCAUUUUUAUAACUAGCAUUUUUAAAUUUUUCUUUUUAUGUUUUUUCACAAAGUAUAGUGGGUAAUGUUGUAGUUCAAUGCUGUUUUAUUAAGAAUCUGCUUCAUCUGACUUUUUACAUACCUUGUAAAUAUUUUUCUAUUCAUUUGAAAGAAAUCACUGAUAACUAAAAGGAUUUCACAAAUAGUGAAGUGUAAUGAUACUCAUAGACUUAUGUUGCAUAAUCAUUCUCGUGUAUAUUUUUAAGAAAUCAAGUACUUUUCAUGUAUUAUUCUUAACUGUCAUUAAAAAGUCUUCAAAUUAAA